AUGGAGACCGCGGAGGCAGGCACUCCUACGGACAUUACGGCGGCGGGUACCGUCAACACGGCGGCAGCCAUGAUCGCCACCGAGACAGCUACAACAGACAUGGACAGCGCCACGGUGACCACCGCUACAACAGAUACCACGGCAACCACCACGGCAGACAUCACUAUGGUGGUUAUGGUGGCCGCCACCACGGUUCCGAACGAUACGGAGGUUAUGGAAGGCACGGAGGAAGUUACGGCGGUAGCAAAUACAGAAACAGGGGCCACCGAAGUCAUGGCUAUAAGAAUGUCUAUCACAAGGAGGAGUACGCGGACCACAAGACAUACUAUGACGACUACCAUGAAGGCGACCGCCAAAACUAUUACAACAAUCAUCACAACUACCGGGACCACCACGGAGGUAGGGAGCGCUACGGGCACCACUACAGGGGCUACGAAGGGAAACACAGGCACGGAGACAAUUACCAUCGCCACGUUGGAGGUUACCACAGCAGUCACAGAGACUCACAUGGAAACCAUGGGCAUUACCAUGGCAGGAACGGUCACGGAUACAAGAGUGGCGGGGGCGUUCAACAUAUGGGUGGUCGAGGGUACUACGAGCAUCCAGGCCAAUACGAAUCCCACGCACAGGCUUCCAACAGGGCGCUCUUCUACUUCACCGGGCGCAGUGACGAGAAGUGUGCAAGUGCUCCUGGGCGCAUCGCUGCGCCGUGAGAACUGCUGGGAUCCCAACCGGUUUCUCUCUGUAGAUGCUGCUGGCUUUCAGCUGCAGAGAAAGUGA
Molecule: messenger RNA, 780 nt
Organism: Dermacentor albipictus
Lineage: Eukaryota; Metazoa; Arthropoda; Arachnida; Ixodida; Ixodidae
Product: spore coat protein SP65-like
Source: RefSeq, a predicted model, not a curated record